This is a messenger RNA of Lampris incognitus (smalleye Pacific opah), 699 nucleotides long. RefSeq names its product lecithin retinol acyltransferase b, tandem duplicate 2 (gene lratb.2). Gene Ontology annotation, biological process: retinol metabolic process. NCBI's taxonomy places the organism in Eukaryota, Metazoa, Chordata, Actinopteri, Lampriformes, Lampridae. The coding region runs from base 1 to 699 and encodes 232 amino acids. Gene Ontology annotation, molecular function: phosphatidylcholine-retinol O-acyltransferase activity. The transcript is spliced from 5 exons. The record is from RefSeq and is a predicted model, not a curated record.
AUGUUUCCUCUGCGGCUCAUCGCUCUGCUCUUCAUCACAGUUCAGGAGAAUGACCAGGAAGAGAAAGAGUGGCCUAGAGAGAAAGAUAGAGAGAAAAACUCAAAGAACGGUGGAGAGAGUAAGUAUGACUUGCGCUUUCAGAGGGGAGAUCUGUUGGAAGUCCCCAGGACGCUGUUCACCCACUUUGGCAUCUACCUCGGAGGAGGAAGAGUAGCUCAUCUAAUUCCAGAUAUCCUGCCCGUGGUCUCCAAUGACCAGUGUUGGAUCAAACAGAUGGUCACCAACAACCGACUCAUAAUGGGAGUACUGGCCAAGUGCGCCAGCGUGAGAGUGGACUCUGUGGACGACUUCGCUUACGGAUCCGAGAUUCUCAUUAACAAGAUGGAUAAGGUGUGCAGCCGCCCCCCACUGCCGGGAGAGGAGGUGGCUCGACGGGCCGAGAAACUACAAGGUUCAAUCACCUACAGUCUGCUGUGGUACAACUGUGAGCACUUUGUCAUGUACUGUCGCUACGGCACCGCCAUGAGCUUCCAGACAUUUCAGUUCUGUAAGACAGUGAGGAAGAUGGUGCUGAGUCGUCGUGUUGCGAAGGUUACAGCAGUACUGGGAGUGGGUCUCAUCCUCUACCUCAAUGCUCUGUCUGUCUGCUCCAUCCUGCUAGUGAUCCUGUUACCCUUUCUCAUAUGGAUGGCCUCCUAG